Messenger RNA from Chlamydomonas reinhardtii, 7898 nucleotides. RefSeq lists its product as uncharacterized. Bases 476 to 7174 code for a protein of 2232 amino acids. Gene Ontology annotation, cellular component: plasma membrane. The transcript is spliced from 34 exons. The record is from RefSeq and is a predicted model, not a curated record. Lineage: Eukaryota; Viridiplantae; Chlorophyta; Chlorophyceae; Chlamydomonadales; Chlamydomonadaceae. Gene Ontology annotation, molecular function: protein binding.
ACUUACCUUAUUAGAAGACUGUGAGCUUGCUUAUUGGCUUUCAAAAGCCUUGUCUAUUGCAACCUCAGAGCGCUGCAGACAGGCCGCUGCUGCAGCAUUACACGACGACCCGUUUUAGGAACACCUACAUUACACGAUUCAAUUGUCCUUCCUAAUACACCCGAGAAUUAUGAUAAACUGCUUGUCUGCAGCAAGGUCAACUCACGUCAAGCACCGCUAGCACGCCAGCGCAAUCGCCUAGAUGUUGACUUAAGGCUUAUGAUGUCCAUCAACUACAUUUUGUGCGCAAGCACCCGGCAGCGGCCGGGCUGCAGCCGCUGGCGGUUUGCUCAGUGCAUCGCUUUGGUGUUCUCGCUUGUGUGGCUUCGACUUGCACAGGUCAGUCGGGGCCAUUGCACGAUUUAGCUGUGUUGCUGAAGCAAAUUGUAUCUAACACCUCGCUCGGGUGUGCUACAGGGUAAGGCGGAACGCGUUCAUGCGAGGCACUUCACCACCGGCUCCUGCUGCGGUUGGCGACCGGACUAACUAUGAGGCCUCUACCACGGAGACGGAUGUCCUCACGGUGUUCCUGAAGCCCAUGUUCGGGGACCCCAGCUCAGCAUGCAGUACCGAUGUUACAAACACGUGGACAGGGACCGUGUGUAACGGCACAGCAUGGUACGGCGUGGGCUGCACGGGAGACGGAUCGGCCGUGAUUAACAACACGGGCUUCGUGGAGUCGCUACUGCUGCCGAACUGCUUCCCUGGAGGAGUCGGGGUCGCGGCGUCGCUGCCAUCUCAGGUCUCGGUCCUGACGGCUCUGACGCGGCUGGACCUCACGGGCAACAAGUUGAGCCCCAACAGCGGCCUACCAGCGGACUACUCUGCCCUGACCGGUCUGCGCCUAGUGGGCCUGGCGUCCAUGGAUCUGGAGGCGGGCCCGGUGCCCUCCAGCGGGUUCCCACAAGAGUGGUCCUCGCUUGUCAACCUGCAGCAGCUCGACCUGUCCAACAACCGGUAUCUUGGUGGCGAGUUGCCGCAAUCGUGGACGAACAUGGCAGCAAUCGUCAGCAUAGACGUGUCGAACACGGGGGCUUGCGGCACAAUCCCGGGCGGCCUGAGCAGCCAGGUGACGCCCUCAGGCCUACCUUCGUCCUGUGAGCUGGUGAACUGUCGGCGCUACUUAGUGGAAACGCUGCAGCCCAUGAUCGACAGCCAGGUUCAGCCCGGCUCGGCCUGCAACCUCACCAGCGCGUGGCCCAGCAGCUUGAGCAUUGACUCGUGGGCCGGCAUUACGGCAAUGAUUACGGUCGUUGGUACAACGCCCGUUUCUGACGUCAUCGGUUUCGUGCUGAACGGUUGCUAUGCGAGCAACGGCAACUCCUUCAACGUGGUGUUGCCGGACGGCUUGUCAUGCUUCGGCAGCCUCACGCAGCUGCUGUUCAAUGGCAACAAUGCAGCAGGCCCCCUGCCGGACGCGUGGACCCAGCUAAAUCAGCUGCAGGAGCUUUGGGUGACCGACAACAUCCUGACCGGCAGCCUGCCGGCAUCCUACUCCGCGCUCACGGGGCUCACGACAUUGAAGCUUCACCAAAACCAGUUUACCAACACGCUACCGCCUGAGUGGCAGGCCAUGAGCCUGCUCGCAGACAUCAGCAUCAGCGACAACACCCAACUGAGCGGGGCCGUGCCUUCUGCAUGGGGCAACCUCACCAGCCUCACCACCUUCAGGGCGCGGACCGUGGGGGUUGGUGGCCAGCUGCCGCCCUCAUUCAGCGCCCUGUCGCUUCUGACGGAGCUCACGUUCGUGUCGGACACCCUGAGCGGCUCGCUGCCGAGCGAGUGGAGCACACUGUCCUUGCUCCAGCAGCUGACCAUCACUUCCAACCGAGCCACGUCCACGAUGACGGGCACGAUUCCCAACGCUUGGUUUGGGCCCGGUGGCAUUACCCCUUCCAUGUCGUCGCUUCAGGCCAUCACGAUCAGCAACACCGCAAUUUCGGGGCCCCUCCCCACCGACAUGUCGCAAAUUUUCAGCCUCACAAAACUAGACUUCUCCGCCAACAAGCUCACCGGCGGCCCGACACCGUCGUCUGGAUUUCUGUUCGAGUACAAUACGCUGCAAAACCUGCAGUUGAUUAGUCUUGCCAGCAACCAAUACCUGGGCGGAACCGUGCCAUCGGCCUGGGCAGUUACGAUGUCCAGCCUUACAUUUCUUGACCUCCAGGACACGGGAGUGUGCGCGCCCUUCCCGACGGGUUUGAACAGCGCAUUAACACCCGGCACGUUUGUCAACUCGUAUUGCGACGAUCUGCCCGCUGCCCUCAACCUGGCCACAAACUUUAAGCCGCUUUUCGACAGCGGCAACGUCAGCUUGGCGUGCGACUUGAGCUCGUGGGACAUUUCAAACCCGUUGUGCAGCAACACGUGGAGCGGCGCGCUGUGCUCAGUCAGCCCACCAGACAGCUCCGGCUUCAGCAUUGGGCAACUCACUUCACUGCAGCUCAUUGGCUGCAGCGCGCCAGCUGCUGGCAGCGCGGCUGCCAGGCAGCUGCCCGCAAGCAUUACUCAGCUUCGCGGCAGCCUUCAGGAUCUCGUCAUCUCGACGUCGUACCUUACUGGCACCCUCCCUUUCGAACUUGGCUUCAUGAACCAGCUCACGCGCAUGGACCUGUCCUGGAACCUGGUCAGCGGGACCCUGCCAUCAUUGUGGAGCGGUCUGGGGGCUAUGCAGCAACUGGACUUGAGCGCCAACAGAAACAUCAAUGGCUCCAUUCCUUCCGACUGGAGUGGCAUGAACUCCUUGCGCACGCUGAACCUCGGCGGCAUGGACAAGCUCACAGGGCCGCUUCCGGAAACGCUGAUCUCCAUCCCGGGCCUCGCUGAUGUGACGAUUGAGAGUAACUCCCUUACGGGCACGUUGCCUGCUGUAUGGGAUAACCUGUUUGCACUCACAAGUCUUGUGAUUGGUGCGGGCGGCAACUCGGCACCCGGGCCAAGUGUCAACGGCACCUUUCCGCAGAACUGGUUCACCAGCGGCAACCUGAACAACCUCUGGAACCUGCGCAUAGCGAACACGAAGGUGUCCGGGCCGCUGCCGGAUCCUGGCAGUACCUUCCAAGCCGGCUUUAUGGGUCUGACUUCUCUGGACCUCAGUUCCAACAUGCUCAGUGGAACCCUGCCCGACUCGUACCAGGGCUUCUCCAUCCUGCAGCGCAUCAUUCUGAAUGACAACACGCAGAUCACCGGCAGCAUUCCGACCAGCUAUUCGACACUGGCCACCGUUGGGCUAGUGACACUGAAUGUCGCGAGUACCGGCGUGUGUGGCAGCAUCCCAGCAGACAUUAGCGGCGCCGUAACGCCAAACCCGCUUCCUGCCUGCCCGAGUCCGCCCUCGCCACCUACCCCGCCACCGAUGCCUCCAAGCCCGGCUCCUCCCAGCCCCUUGCCCCCUUCGCCGGCCCCUCCCAGCCCUGCGCCCCCUUCGCCGGCCCCUCCCAGCCCUCCCCCGUCGCCCGAGCCACCCUCGCCAGCCCCACCCAGCCCCUUGCCUCCUUCGCCGGUGCCUCCCAGCCCCGCGCCACCUUCGCCGGCCCCUCCCAGCCCUCCUCCGUCGCCCGAGCCACCCUCGCCGGUGCCUCCCAGCCCCGCGCCACCUUCCCCUCCCCCGUCGCCCAAGCCACCCUCGCCUGCGCCUCCCAGCCCCGCACCCCCGCUGCCUGAGCCGCCUAGCCCUGUGCCUCCCAGCCCGGCACCCUCUCCGGUACCGCCGUUGCCUGUGCCGCCCAGCCCGCAGCCGCCGAGCCCCGUACCUCCCAGUCCCCCGAGCCCCCUCCCGCCCAGCCCAAGUCCGUUUGCAGCCGCCGGCUCGGACGUUUUCUUCGACGUGACCUUCCAGGGUGUGAACCUACCAGACGUCAACCAGACGAAGUUUGCACAGCAGAGCUGCACCGAGCUGCAGACCUCCACGGCCGCCUUCAACUGCGUGAACAACAAGCUAGUCUCUGGAUCCAUCAUCGGUGGCUACGUGCUCACCGCCCCGCCGGGCACGCCCCUGGACGUGUUCUACUCAGCCGUGCAGACAGCCGUGACGACCGAUCCCGCGUCACUCUUCUCGGGCUCCUUCCUGUCGGCGUACGGCAUUUUAUCAGUUAGUGGGACAAUGCUUCCCGGAGCCGCGGUGCCACCGUCGCCUCCAACGCCGAGCCCGCCUCCUUUGCCCCCUUCACCGCCGCCACCGCCUCCCCCGUCGCCGCCUCCACCUCCUCCCCCGCCGCCACCCUCACCGCCGCCGCCAGCCCUUUCACCCUCACCACCGCCGCCGUCUCCGGCGCCACCACCCCUCACGCCUCCAAGCCCUCCACCUCCCAGUCCGGUGCCGCCCUCGCCCGUACCCCUUCCGCCGCCGCCCUCUCCACAGCCGCCGGUCCCUCCGCCCCUGGUGCCGCCACCCUCGCCCUCUCCGCGGCCGCCGUCUCCCUCGCCUCCGCACCCUCCGGCGCCCUUCCCACCGCCAUCGCCUCCUCCGCCGCCAGGGCAGUUCGUUUCGGGGUAUGAGGUGACGUACACACCCACGUUCUGUGCCGGCCUGGCGUCCGACACAGGCUUCAACGUUUUCGAUCCAUCGGCCCUUGACCAGUUCGGCCGGAUCACCGCGAUCACAUUCGUGCACGAUGCGGCGAUUCCGGGAGUGGUCGUUGCCGUGAAGCUGGUGUAUGGCUCUGGAUCCGCGACACACACAGAUGUCCUGGCUGGCAGCGUGUACGAUCCCAGGAGCCCCACGCUCUCGCAGAGCACCGUGCGGCUGGUCUCAUCAGGUGGCUCGGCCCUGCAGACCCUGUCCGUGUGCUGCACAGCCACCGGCUCAGUCGCCCAGCUGGCUGUGGGAUUCGCAGACGGCACCGCAGCCUCGACGGGCCUGUGCCCGGUGGGCGCGCGGCGCCGUGUUCUGCUGCAGGCCGGAGUGGGCGCCGGCGGCGGCAGCGCGGGCGUGCCGACUGGGGCUGUGGUGGGCGGUGUGCGUGGCGGUCGAGGCGCGGGCGUCAACAGCAUCGGAUUUGCGCUCGCCGUAAAGAAGCCGUACCCGCCGCCAAGGACUGUGCCCUUCCCGCCAAGCCCCGCACCGCCCUCGCCGGAGCCCUUGCCUCCGCCUGGCCGACGGCGCCCACCGCCACCAAAGGCGCCCUCGCCGCCUCCGCCGCCACCACCCUCGCCGCCUUCACCUCCACAGCCGGCCGCCCCUGGAGCCCCCGCCAGGCCUCCCCUGCCGCCUCGCCCGCCCUCACCCCCGCCGCCGCCUCCCUUCCUGCCCAGCGUACCGCCUUUGCUACCACCACCGGUCGGCACGCCGGCAGCGCCACCCUCACCACCGCCGCCCCCGGCACCCACAACGCAGUCCGUGCAGGUUGCGUUCCAGGUGUCCGCCAAGGUGGAUUACACGCAGAUCGUCGCGAACGUGCCCCCGCAAGUGCCCAACACCGUGCCUGCAUCAACACUGGUCCUGCUCGGCCCGGCGGUGCCCAUUGUUCGCAACUCGCUGGCAGAUCCCUUGAUCGCCUCCACACUUUACGGCCGCGGUCGCGUGGCGGCCUUUGGUGGUGAGAAGAUGAUCACGGGCUGCUGCAAGCCCAGGGGCAAGCCCACGCCCUCAGACCCGUCCCUUGACACGAUCAUCGUCAAUGCCGCCGACUGGGCAGCCUGGUACGGCAAGAAGGUUGGCAAGGCCAUCAUUCGCGUGGCUGACACCCGCUACGUGCCCAUGGCCAAGUACGUCGUCAAAAAGCGGCCUGACUCUUUCGACACUCUUAAAAGCGCGAAGAUCAAGUCCUACUAUCUGUCCCUAAAAGCCUUCCUUAAAGAUGGACACAAGGCCUGCGACUUAUACGUCAUCGGCUCGUAUGACAUUCAGUACCUGGAGCCGCGCGUCUCGCAUUUCCUCCAGGAGUUUGUCAACUACGGCAAGGGCCUCAUCGUGGUCGGCCCCGAUGUCAUGCCGUCCAUCUUCUACCCGGGCUCUUUGGCGGCGCCGUCCCUGGCGCCCUCAACCGCCGGCCGUCGUAGCAUGCUUCUGCAGCGUGCGGCCGUGCUGCUUGGAGACGCCUUCGAGCCCGAUGUUACCGAUGCUGGUGACAAUUUGUCCGACCCUGACGCUGGCGUGGACCUUCGCCAUCAGCUCCAUCGCGAGAUGGCGGCUGCCCUGGUGCGGCGGCGGGAGCUGCAGCAGUCAGGUAGCAGCAGCACCGGCAGCAGCGCCCCGGGGAAUCCGCUGUUCAACUCGACCAGCAUUCCAGUGAACCAGGUAUCGGGUCCCAUGGGGCUGGUGUUCAGCGGGUACGUGUCCGACCCCGGCGGCAACCUGACUGUGACCAGCCCCAGCGAGCUGCAGAACGCCGAGCUGGCGGCCAGCCAGUAUGUGGAGUACCUGCAGGGCCGGAUGGCACUGACAGUUCCGGAGCUGUCGCUCGCCGUGUCCACCAUCACCAAGGCUCGGGCGUCAGUGCCUCGCAGCACCCCUGGCGCCUCACGUUUUUGGGACCUGUCGGAUGAGGCUACCGUGCUGUCUGGAAAAGCACCAGCCCUGCCGCCUCUGUUCGGGGCUCCGCCACCACCACCGCAGCUGCGGCCGCCGCCGCCUCUACCUCCGCCACGGCCGCCGCCGCCAAGCUUCCUGCCCCCGCUGACCGCGUAUGUGGGCUGUUUCUUUGAGGCGGCAUCGCGCCGCGCACUCAACACAACCCUGCUCACGGGAACCGGCGUCAGCGUUGACAGCUGCCUCGGCGUCGCGACCAACGUCAGCAACCCGAACAUGGUUGGGAUGACGUUCCUGGGCCUCCAGCGCACCGCCUGCUUUGGCGGUCGUGAACUCAGCGCGUCCUUCGUGGCCGCACAGAUUGCGGAGGCCGCCUGCCCCGUGUCCUGCCCUGCCGCGUCCAACCAGAAGUGUGGUGGCAACGCCAAUGCCACCGGCAUCCCAGUCAGCGUGUACCGCAUCCUGUCCGCCGCGCCGCCGCCACCAGUUGCUGCCGUCAUGCCGCCAUCGCCAGCACCGGUGGUGUCCGGUGCAGUGCCACCGUCGCCGCGGCCAUCUCCACCUGUGCCGCAGCCACGUCAGCAGCCGCCCUCACCGGCGCCGCGCCCGCCGGUACGGCCUCCACCGCCGGUGGCAAAGAAGAAGUUGUCCCGGCGCGCAGGUUAAAAUUAUGUAAGGAACUUAACAUGCAUCCGUGUGUGAUUACGGUUUACUGGUGCGAGCUUAUAUUUGAAGGGUGAGCGAGUUUCGUAGUUGAUGGCCUCGUAAAUGUCCGAAGUGCAAGAUUUGCUGCAUUUGCCCUACCUGCCCAUGGAAUUUCCAAUUGGGUUGCAACGGGUAGCAUUGCUUGUCUGUAUGGCCAGCUUUAGACGCCAUAUAACAGAAGCAGUGCAGCAUACGCCAUGACACUGCACGGAAUGCGCUUGCUGCUGGGACACUGGGCUUUAAGGCAUACAGCUUAGUGAUCGCUUGUGCGUUCGUAGCUGCUGGUGUGCAACCCAAGCGCACGCAUCUGUACUGGCAUGGUGUUCGAACAUCGACAACUGGAUGAAGUUGGUGGCGUGUGCUGGACACCGAAAACCACUGCAAUCUUCAUCGUUAUUUCCAUUGAAUAGCAAUGUAGCCUCUCGGAUCGUUUAGUUUCUCAUUGAUUGUUAGGGCAUGGAUUGCACUGCUUACUGCGCACGCGCCGGGGCACCAUAUGCGUGCCGCCAGCUCGGUUUCCUUGUAGCAACUAGCCGUGUACACAGGUUUAGAGGGUUGUACCUGCUGUAUCGGAGCUAGGAAACAGAGGCAGGCAUAAACAAUAGCUGCUGAGAGACGCAGGCCGGGAAGAGGGAGGCACCCGGGGUUGCCCGGGGGCCUGCGCGUAUUGUAACGCCUGGGCGUU